ACAUUGGCUUUUGUCUUAUUUGUUGGGUUUCUAUCAACCUGAACUCCUAAUCCAACAAACUUUUUUUUAUUUAGAAACCAACCAAGUUGUGUUAUUUCUAUUUGGUUUGGCUAUAUCUCUAUGGCACUAGUCAAAGACCUAUGCUAACCUUUUCUUCUCCCUCUAAAUACAAAUUCUGAGAUUCAUAUUCAUCCGUCUGUGUACAAAAUGGCAGGAUAGGAAGACUGCUUCUUGGUUUCUAAUUUCACAGUGGAUUUUGCUGCCCGGAGAUUCUGCCAGCUAAAGACAAAUAAAGAUAUAGGUGCUAUCGAAAGGGUUCUGCGCAUGAUGUAAUUUCUGGCUACAAGAGUUCUUCAUUUUCUCGUUUUGCAAAUAAGGACACAGUCAUCCUAGAAGAUUCAACAAGAUUACAUCACUGAGAGACUCUGCCUGGUUUACUAUUUCUCAAGCCAAAAAUUCACGUGAAGCAAAUAACAGGCGAAUCAUGUCAUUAGUUAGGUCUGCUGAUCUAGCUCCUACAUCAUAUGAAAAUGCUAAGCUCUUCUCACUGAAGGGAACUGAUGUUAGACCAGGCCUGUCCUCCCAAAUUUUUGAUCCUGAUAAGCAUAGGAGCAUGUACAUGACCGAUGCUUACUCCGGCGAGGGUUAUGAGAAGUACUUCCAUGACUCACAAACAGAAGAACUGAUAGAACCAUCUAGUUCCAGCAUCUCUGGAAGUUCAAUUCACCCUGAUGUAGCCUCUUCUUACCAGCUCAGAGCCAGUUCAGGAGCUUCUAUGGUUGCCAAUAACCCGUCUGAUUCUUCUUUCAUGUCUACAAGGCAUCAUGAUGCUUACCAGUCAAACUCAGGAUCAGAUUUGAUGGAGAACGGAAGCCUGGAUUCACGCGACGAUGAAGGUCUAAUGAGAUUAAGACUAAAAGCACUGGAGAGGGCAUUGCUUGAUGAUAGUGAUGCUGGGGAGGAUGAAGAGGAGGAGGAGGAGGAAGAGGAAGACAUAUUUGAGGCUGCACAAAGCAUGGAAAUUGAUCCUGACAUUGCUGAGUGGGCUGAUUCAAUGCAUAAUAUGCUGCUCCAUGGUUCACCAAAGGAGUCCUCUUCUUCAGAUUCCAAUACCAGCAGCAUCAGCAGCACCAAAGAAAUAUCACAAACUUCUCAGACCCCCAAGAAGUUGCUUUAUGAAUGUGCUAUUGCACUUUCUGAAGGAAAUGAAGUGGAAGGAUCAUCUAUGAUAAACAAUCUCCGGCAGAUGGUCUCAAUUCAGGGAGAGCCUUCUCAAAGAAUUGCAGCCUAUAUGGUUGAGGGACUUGCAGCUCGCCUGGCCGAAUCCGGAAAAAGUAUUUACAAAGCUCUGAGAUGCAAGGAGCCUCCAACUUCAGAUCGUCUAGCAGCUAUGCAGAUACUGUUUGAGGUUUGCCCAUGUUUCAAAUUUGGAUUCAUUGCUGCUAACAAUGCAAUUACAGAAGCAGUGAAAGAUGACAUGAAGAUUCAUAUAAUAGAUUUUGACAUCAAUCAAGGAAGUCAGUACAUAAAUCUAAUCCAAACACUUGCUUCAAGGUCAAGCAAGCCACCACAUGUUAGGUUGACUGGAGUUGAUGAUCCAGAAUCUGUGCAGCGAUCUGUUGGAGGCCUACGGAACAUAGGACAAAGACUAGAAAAACUGGCAGAGGCACUUGGUUUGCCAUUUGAGUUUCGAGCAGUGGCAUCAAGGACUUCCAUUGUCACCCCAUCAAUGCUCAACUGCAGUCCUGAUGAAGCACUAGUGGUAAACUUUGCAUUCCAGCUUCAUCACAUGCCCGAUGAGAGUGUUUCGACAGUAAACGAACGGGACCAACUUCUUCGCUUGGUGAAGAGCCUGAAUCCAAAGCUUGUGACAGUUGUGGAGCAAGAUGUGAACACAAACACCACCCCCUUCUUACCUAGAUUUGUUGAGGCCUACAAUUACUACUCUGCUGUGUUUGAGUCACUUGAUGCUACUCUUCCUAGAGAAAGCCAGGACAGGAUGAAUGUUGAAAGGCAAUGCUUAGCAAGGGACAUUGUCAAUGUUGUUGCGUGUGAGGGCGAGGAUAGAAUAGAGCGGUAUGAAGUUGCUGGAAAAUGGAGAGCAAGGAUGACAAUGGCUGGCUUCACUUCAUCCCCAAUGAGCACAAAUGUCACCGAUGAAAUCCGAAAACUCAUUAAGACGGUGUAUUGCGACAGGUACAAGAUUAAGGAGGAAAUGGGAGCGCUUCACUUUGGUUGGGAAGACAAAAACUUGAUUGUUGCUUCAGCAUGGAAGUUACCAAGAUAAUCAAUUGUGUUAGGCGAUAGACUCAUUCUAGUAUUAGUAAUCUAGUGUUUGCUUGCAUGCUUGUUUAGUCUGUAGAUUACUUCUGAUAUUCCUAUUGUGGUGUUUUCUUGCUUUUCCACAUGUAUACUAACGUACAAUCUUAAGCUAAUAACGAACUUUGAUUUUAUGUAA
Glycine soja is the source of this 2458-nucleotide messenger RNA. Its product is annotated as scarecrow-like protein 1. Gene Ontology annotation, biological process: regulation of DNA-templated transcription. Gene Ontology annotation, molecular function: sequence-specific DNA binding; DNA-binding transcription factor activity. Gene Ontology annotation, cellular component: nucleus. The transcript has 5 exons. Bases 485 to 2287 code for a protein of 600 amino acids. NCBI's taxonomy places the organism in Eukaryota, Viridiplantae, Streptophyta, Magnoliopsida, Fabales, Fabaceae. The record is from RefSeq and is a predicted model, not a curated record.